AUGCGCCAUCGGGGAUAUAGAGGGGGGGGCGUGAAACGUCGUCAUCGGGGAUAUGGAGGGGGCGUGAAACGUCGUCAUCGGGGAUAUAGAGGGGGCGUGAAACGUCGGCAUCGGGGAUAUAGAGGGGGCGUGAAACGUCGUCAUCGGGGAUAUGGAGGGGGCGUGAAACGUCGUCAUCGGGGAUAUGGAGGGGGCGUGAAACGUCGUCAUCUGGGAUAUAGAGGGGGCAUGAAACGUCGUCAUCGGGGAUAUAGAGGGGGCGUGAAACGUCGUCAUCAGAGAUAUAGAGGGGGCGUGAAACGUCGUCAUCUGGGAUAUAGAGGGGGCGUGGAACGUCGUCAUCGGGGAUAUAGAGGGGGUGUGGAACGUCGUCAUCGGGGAUAUAGAGGGGGCGUGGAACGUCGCCAUCGGGGAUAUAGAGGGGGGGCGUGA
Molecule: messenger RNA, 432 nt
Organism: Pecten maximus
Lineage: Eukaryota; Metazoa; Mollusca; Bivalvia; Pectinida; Pectinidae
Product: glycine-rich RNA-binding protein 8-like
Exons: 1
Coding region: 1-432 (143 amino acids)
Source: RefSeq, a predicted model, not a curated record